AUGGGGAGAAGACCCUCUGCGGCCAAGUCGGCGGCGUCCGUCGAAGAUAUCCCUCCUCCGCCUAGACGAACCUCUGCCAGACUGACUCGACAAUCGCUCAAUUCCAAUAAUAUCGACACAACACCUACGGAUGAAGGAAAGACUAUGAACCCGCCCCAGCCGGCUAGUACUGGCCUUGGCCAUAAACGAGUCUCUCUCGAAGUCGCCAUCCCCGUCCCCAGCCGGUCGUCGUCGCGUGCUACCUCGUCUGCCGUCGAUGAUACCUCUUACGAUGGCACCAACGGAUACAGUACUCCAGCUACGAGUGUGGCAGUGACACCCGUCGCGUCGGAUGCCGGCAGAUCCAGGAAGAGAGUCAGUGCUUCAACCCGGGCUAGAGAACUGCGCUCCAGUGCCAUGUCCCUCCACGCGGCAAACGGAACCAAGAGGGCCUUUUCGGCAAUCUCGGAUUCUACCCCUGAUAAUGCGGAUGAGGCCUUGGCCCUGUCGCUUCAAGCACAGGAAUACCAAGUGUCCUUCCCCAAAAGACCGAAACUCUCAGGCACCGAGAAUCUGGAGAUUGCGGAUUCAGAGGGCGAGAGUAGCUUAUCGGAACUAGAAUCGGAUGCCGAUAUGGAUGGAAUGACGGAAGAUGACUCGGAGCCGUGGCAGCCGCAACAGGUCUCAAAACGGACUCGUCGAUCUACGGAUAAGAACGUGAUUCCGAACAGUGAAGAUGGGGAUUCGCUCCUGGACGAUGGAUCCGAAGAUGCGAAUCUGUACAUCACCAGCUCGGGUGACUCGACCGACUCAGAAGCUGAGAUCCCUCUGAUUGAACAGAGGCCACCGAGACGUGCAACUACCUCGGGUUCGAGAGGUCAAAGACGCCAGCCUCGGACUCGCGUUCCUACACGUGAAUUCGUCGAACGGCCGGCGACACAGUCAUGGAUGACUUAUCGCGCGUUCAAAGAACGCAAGAAGCUUGAAAAGCAGCAUCCCCUUAUUGUCUCCAUGUGGGACGAGCUAAGGAACACACCUCCCAUCACGCCUGUACCCGCCGAGCAGCCUGUGGGUAUCUCGAGAACGCUCAAGUCAUUCCAGCUUGAAGGUCUCAACUGGAUGAUGCGCCAAGAGCAGACUCAAUACAAAGGUGGUCUGCUGGGUGACGAAAUGGGUAUGGGAAAGACCAUUCAGGCAGUGUCCUUGUUGAUGUCCGACUAUCCUGCGGGCAAACCAUCUCUGGUCGUCGUGCCGCCUGUUGCCUUGAUGCAGUGGCAGUCGGAGAUUGCGGCAUACACCAAUGGCCAGCUCAAAGUUCUGGUGUACCAUAAUUCAAACAGCAAAGUCAAGGGUCUUACGAAGAAAGAUCUUUUAAAAUACGAUGUGAUCAUGAUAUCUUACUCUGGUCUCGAAUCGAUCCAUCGCAAAGAAUGGAAAGGUUGGAAUCGCAGUGACGGGAUCGUGAAGGAAGAUAGCGUCAUCCACUCCAUCGACUAUCACCGUCUUAUUCUUGACGAGGCCCACAGUAUCAAGCAACGAACCACAAGUGUUGCUCGCGCGUGUUUCGCGCUUAAAGCUAGCUACAAGUGGUGUCUAUCGGGAACGCCUGUGCAGAACCGAAUCGGUGAAUUCUUUUCUCUCUUGCGCUUUCUUGAAGUCCGACCCUUUGCUUGCUACUUCUGCAAACAAUGCAAGUGCCAGCAACUCCACUGGUCCCAAGAUGCCGAGAAACGAUGCACUACUUGCAAUCACAGUGGGUUUAGCCAUGUCUCGGUAUUCAACCAGGAGAUCCUGAAUCCAAUCACCGAGCGAGACAAUCCGGAAGUGAGAAAGGACGCCUUGGCCAAGUUACGUCUCAUCACCGACAGAAUCAUGCUCCGACGAGUCAAACGGGACCACACUGCUUCGAUGGAGCUUCCGCCAAAGCGGGUGAUUCUGCAUAACGAGUUUUUUGGAGACAUUGAACGUGACUUCUCUCGAAGCAUCAUGACGAACUCUACUCGGAAGUUUGAUACUUACGUGAGCAGGGGUGUGAUGCUCAAUAACUACGCCAAUAUUUUUGGACUUAUCAUGCAGAUGCGUCAAGUGUCGAACCAUCCGGAUCUCAUUUUGAAGAAGCACGCCGAGAAUGGCCAGAAUGUUUUGGUGUGCAAUAUCUGUGAUGAGCCGGCCGAGGAAGCGAUCCGGUCUCGUUGUCACCAUGAAUUCUGCCGUCAAUGCGCGAAAGACUAUAUUCGGUCCUUCGACGCUGACUCUGUUGUCGAUUGCCCCCGCUGCCAUAUUCCGCUCUCUAUCGACUUUGAACAGCCGGAUAUUGAGCAGGAAGAGGAGCAUGUCAAGAAGAACUCCAUCAUCAACCGGAUCCGUAUGGAAGACUGGACAUCUUCAACGAAGAUCGAGAUGCUUGUUUACGAGCUUUACAAACUGCGAAGCAAGAAGCAGACUCACAAAUCGAUCGUAUUCUCUCAGUUUACGUCGAUGCUCCAGCUUGUGGAAUGGCGUCUUCGUCGGGCUGGUUUCAACACGGUCAUGCUUGAUGGAACCAUGACUCCGGCCCAGCGUCAGAAAUCGAUCGACUAUUUCAUGAAGAACGUGGAUGUAGAGGUGUUCCUCGUCUCUCUCAAGGCUGGAGGUGUUGCUCUGAACUUGACCGAGGCGUCGAGGGUAUUUAUUGUUGACCCGUGGUGGAAUCCGGCCGCCGAGUGGCAGAGUGCGGAUAGAUGUCACCGAAUUGGUCAACGGCGCCCUUGUGUGAUCACGCGGCUGUGCAUCGAGGAUUCGGUGGAAUCUCGCAUUGUGUUGCUUCAAGAGAAGAAGGCCAACCUGAUCAACGGCACGAUCAACAAGGAUCAGGGCGAAGCGCUGGAGAAGCUCACGCCAGAAGAUAUGCAGUUCUUGUUCCGGGGAGCGUGA
Messenger RNA from Aspergillus terreus NIH2624, 2892 nucleotides. RefSeq names its product DNA repair protein RAD16. The transcript has 11 exons. Gene Ontology annotation, molecular function: ATP binding; metal ion binding; ATP-dependent chromatin remodeler activity. The record is from RefSeq and is a predicted model, not a curated record. Bases 1 to 2892 code for a protein of 963 amino acids. Lineage: Eukaryota; Fungi; Ascomycota; Eurotiomycetes; Eurotiales; Aspergillaceae.